ACAAAUAUGACUAUCUAAAUACAACAAUCCCACCACCACCAUCAUCACUAUAGGUACCUAUGGACUCAAUGCCAAAGUACAAUACGUGAUUCUUCAACAGUUGCCAUACUAAACACAACACAUAGGCAAUAGCACUCAUAUUCACCAAUCUUCCACCCUCACCAUGGAUCCCUCCAUACAAGAGGCUGAGAGCCACUACUUCACCAAUGAACCCCCUCCUCGCGACCUUCAGGCCACCGUCACACUCGCUAGAGAAUUCAUCAAUCGUCAUGCCACCGAAGGUAGACGACUUGUCCUCGUCACCUCCGGCGGUACCACUGUCCCCCUCGAGACCCAGACCGUUCGCUACAUUGACAACUUCUCCGCCGGCACUCGUGGCGCCACCAGCGCUGAAUAUUUCCUGCAAGAAGGCUACGCCGUCAUCUUCCUGCACCGCCAGUUCUCUCUUCUCCCCUACUCCCGCCAUUACUCCCACAAUACCAGGUCAUUUCUUGACUACAUGAAAGAGGAGGAUGGCCGUGUCGUCGUCGACGGCCAGCACCAGGAGGAGAUGCUGCGCGUCCUUCGCCAGUAUGACGAAGUCAAGCGUGAAAAUCGCUUGCUCAUUCUAUCAUUCGUGAAUAUCACCGAAUACUUGUGGGAUCUGCGUGAGGUCGCAAAACUCAUGCGUCCACUUGGGCCUAGGGCCAUCUUUUACCUCGCUGCCGCCGUCUCCGACUUUUUCGUUCCUCAUGACCGUAUGGUCGAGCACAAGAUCCAGUCUAACGAGGAGUUCAGCGGUGCUAGCCUUCCAUCCGAAGGUACUAGCAAGCCCCCAGCGGCUCGUACGGAGGGACGUAGCCUCAUCAUUGACCUCGAACCGGUGCCGAAGUUCCUCAAGCAGCUUGUGGACGGUUGGGCACCUGAGGGCAUGAUUGUGAGCUUCAAACUGGAAACGGACCCCGCCAUCCUGGUGAAGAAGGCCCUCUACUCGCUGAACAAGUACUCGCACCACUUGGUAAUUGGCAAUCUUCUACUCACGCGUAAGUGGGAGGUCGUUUUUGUCUCGGCGCUCGAGGGCGAGAAAUGGAUCCGAGUGCCACGAAAUCGUAGAGCGAAGAGCAUUUCGGGGAACGAGUCGCUUGUCGGCCUGGCAGAUCCAGAUGGCAAGAAAGAUGGCAAUCGAACUGUCAGCGCCGACUUGUCCAUACCAGAAGGAGAGCCUGCCGUGGAGAUUGAGUCCAUCAUCAUCCCAGAGAUCACCACAAUGCACACUAAGAUAAUAGAGAAGGCACAGACAAAGCCCCCGGUAACGUGAAGCUGCUAUGAUACAUGCCUGCACAAUCGGGUUGUGUUGCGCAACUACUAUGUAAAUAUAAUUGAUGGCGCCACUCUUGCAUGUGUCUCUGAGCAUCGAUCACACACGCAACGCGACAGCAUAGCUUUGGUGCACAAUCGCACCGAGCUCGGUCUCGAAAUGUGACGACGUAAUGCUGCUCAUUGUUGAUACACGAUACUAUCUUCCUGAUGUGAAUAAGGAAAAUCAAUCACCUCUUCCCAUUAUCAGCAACUGAUCCUCU
Molecule: messenger RNA, 1559 nt
Organism: Aaosphaeria arxii CBS 175.79
Lineage: Eukaryota; Fungi; Ascomycota; Dothideomycetes; Pleosporales
Product: phosphopantothenate-cysteine ligase-like protein
Exons: 1
Coding region: 164-1297 (377 amino acids)
Biological process (GO): coenzyme A biosynthetic process
Cellular component (GO): nucleus; cytoplasm
Molecular function (GO): phosphopantothenate--cysteine ligase activity
Source: RefSeq, a predicted model, not a curated record